This is a messenger RNA of Bufo gargarizans (Asiatic toad), 786 nucleotides long. Its product is annotated as ficolin-2-like. Bases 46 to 771 code for a protein of 241 amino acids. The transcript is spliced from 7 exons. The record is from RefSeq and is a predicted model, not a curated record. Lineage: Eukaryota; Metazoa; Chordata; Amphibia; Anura; Bufonidae.
CUGAGAGUUAUCUGAGAAGGCCAUUGUAAACUUCUUGAGGCCGCCAUGCGUGUGCCAGUACUACUAAUGCUGGGAAUGGUGUCCGGGCUCUGUAGCAGUGAUCAGUCAUGUCCGGAAGUAAAAGUUUUGGGAAUUGGGGAAAAUGACAAAUUGUCGAUUCUUCGAGGCUGUCCUGGUCAUCCUGGCCUCCCGGGUCAAAAAGGAGAUGUUGGGGAACCAGGAGAAAAAGGGCAAACGGGAUCUGUGGGAGGACCAGGAAAGGUUGGACCUCCAGGCGAAAAAGGAGAGAAAGGAGAAAGAGGGACGACUGAGCCAGUGUAUGCUGCCAGGAACUGCAAAGAAAUACGAUAUCGGGGGGCAGUCCUCAGUGACUGGUACACCAUAUACCCAGAUGGCAGCCGGCCCCUGAAGGUCCUGUGUGAUAUGGACACAGAUGAUGGAGGAUGGAUUGUAAUACAGAGACGUUGGGAUGGGUCAGUAGACUUCUUCCGCACUUGGGAUGCUUAUAAGAAAGGCUUUGGCAGUCGGCUAAGUGAAUUUUGGCUGGGGAAUGAAUAUAUUCAUCAAAUAACUUUAACAGGAACAUGGGAAUUACGUGUUGAUCUACAAGAUUUUGAAGGCAAAAUUGUGUUCGCCAAGUAUGCAAGCUUCAAAGUAUUGGAUGAAUCUGAGAAAUACAAAUUAAUAAUUGGAGCCUAUCAGGAAGGAACUGCAGGUGAGGGGCAAUUUGGCCAAAAUGUCCUUCAUAGAGGUUUGUUUAAGUACAUAUAAAAAUAGCAUCUAAUA